This is a messenger RNA of Lactuca virosa, 348 nucleotides long. The record is from the annotation of a GenBank genome assembly. NCBI's taxonomy places the organism in Eukaryota, Viridiplantae, Streptophyta, Magnoliopsida, Asterales, Asteraceae.
AUGCUUCUCCAUAGAAAAUCCAUGAAUUUGGCCGAGUUGGCUCUAAUUCAAUGCCUGUCUCCAUCGAGAGUUCCCGGAUAUGCUGGGAAUCCUCUCAAGGAUGGAGGUGGUCGUCUAAGAACUGCUGGGUCCAGGGGCAGCAUCCAAUGUCUGGCUCGGUCUUCAUCGAAUGUUAGACUGGUUCAAAGCUGUUCAAUGAUGGCUGAAUCAAUGCCAUCAGGCUUUCUAGAAUGUAAGGGUUCGAAAAGUCAGUUCAAGGGCUCAAAUCCUGAUAUUCUAUGCUUGAGGAAUGUCUUUGUGGAUGAUAUGCUAGCAGAAAACAAAUUGAUAUGUCAGUAUAAAACCUAA